Molecule: messenger RNA, 7456 nt
Organism: Anas platyrhynchos (mallard)
Lineage: Eukaryota; Metazoa; Chordata; Aves; Anseriformes; Anatidae
Source: RefSeq, a predicted model, not a curated record
AUCGAAUGUUGUGAUGUUGCACAAUGACGACCAGUUCAGUAAAAUAUAUGAAGUUUAACUCUGAGAUCCUGAAUACUGUAGUACCAAUGUGUUUAUGGCUAAUUAAAAGGGCAAACAUUACCUUGUACUAGAUAGAGAGCUUGUCAUCUUACAACAUCAAGUAUUAAUAGAUUACGCAUGCUGUAUAACUCAGUGAAGUCAGUGGAUCUACUCUCAUGAGAGUGAGCAAAUUGAAUUCUUAUUUAAGUUUAGACUGUAUUUUUAACUUUCACAUUCUUGCUUUAUUUUAUGUGCCUUUGGUAAAGAGACAAAAGGAGGAAGAAAGAGGCAAGUGAUGUCUUUGAAAGUCUAUCUUUUAGAAAAUAUGCAGAGUUUAGAUUGCUACACCUGGCUUUCACUGAACACUUACAUUAUAGGUGCUUUUUUUAUAGGUUAUUUAGAGACUGAAAGACAAAGUUGCAGCUUUUACCAAUUAAGAUGGUGAGCAACACCUUUAUGGUCCAAGAAUUAUAGAUGACUGAAUAUUUAUCCUUGAUAAUUGUCUAGUAUUCUGUAAUGUUUAUGACAAAUGAUCAAUGACUCUCACUGGAAAAAUGAAGUGAAAGCUCAGGUAAGUAUAGUUUUAAUACCAAAAUCAUUGUUUACGUUUCAGAUAGUUUCCAAUUAUUUAAUUUUUAUUUAUUUAAUCAAAUUUCCCUUUUUUUUACUAUAAGCCUUUUUUUGUCUCAUGUAACAAAUCUGUUACAGCUAGUGUUUUUCAACUGUAAUAUUAGCUGAGAAUUACUAUACUGAAUUCAUAUUUAUACUUUUAUCUUUAAAAAUAUAAUGUAGCCUGGAACGUUAAUGACCUAAGGCCUGAGGGAAGAAUUUGUUUCUUUUAUUAUCAGUGACACAAUUACUUUUGUUUUCAGAGGUGCAUAAAGAAGUAGAUUCAUGGUUAUGAUUUCUUUAUCGCUUCCUUCUCAGAAAGAAAUGAUGUGUGCUCAGCUUAACCCUUCAAGUUUGAAAAUUUUAGAUUAACCCUUCAAGUUUGAAAAUUUUAGAAAAUAGACUUGUAAGCAAUUGUAAUCAAUGGAUCUUGGGAAUAGUCUAUUGUAAAGGUAUGUUCUGUCUAUGCUGAAAUUAUACACUAUGGACUGUGUAGUAAUCCUAUAUGAAAAUACUGGAUUCCUAGGUAGUGAAAGAUCUCAUCUGCUGUACUUGAAACUUGAAACUUUGCGGACGGUUUUCCCUUUCGUACAAUUUUGCAGCUACUGGAAUUACCUCUGCUUUAUCCUGAGCAAAUACCAUGCAAUUUUCUGGAGUUUCUCUGCACCUAGCACCAAAGCUAUUAUGUUGUUUUAUGUAAUUCUGUUUAAUUUCAUCUCUGAAAUUCAUCCAGUAAAUUGUUCAGAUUAAAAGGUUUGAUGUGAAUGGUUCGAUAUGUCUCUGUCUAGAUAAUGUGGUUUUACACUUUGAUUUGUUUCAUUAUAGAAUGCCUAAUGCCAUCUGUCCAUUUCAAAUGGAUCCAGACUUGCAGGAGGCUUUCAAUGAUGUUCAGAAUUCUGUCUACAGAACAGCCCUGAAACUGCACGCAAUACAAAGUCUGUGCCAGUGUUAGUAGAUGAAGAGGAUCUCAUACUUUGACAGGGAGAGAAAUCCGUAAACAUUCUGUGUUGCUGUCACCAUAAGUUAUUAUGCUACUUUGCUCUCUCAUUUUCCACGUGGGAAACUCAAAGUGCAUUAUAAACAGUGAAGAGCCAGAUAGUAGUUCAUAUACAGCUCAAUUUUUACCCGCCUUUGAACGUCAGUGGAAAUACAUUACAAUUCUAAAGGCAUUGGAGAACUGAGUUAUUGUUACUAUCUACAACAUUGGUACAUAGACAUCACUGGCAAUUAUGAAUCUUUAUCUGUAUAUUAUUAUACUUGUUAAAUGUCAAAUUCUUACAUGAUUUAUUGGAAAUAAUCAUGUAUCAUCAAAAAGCAUUGUCAGGUACUAAAAUAUUAAUGAGAAUUCUUAUACUAUAACAUUAUAAGUAUUAUAAUGGAUAUACUAUAAUAUUGAAAGUAUUAAUGAGUAACAUUAUAAGUAUUAAUGUGAACAAACUAAAAUAUGAUAGGCAGAAAACCCCUUGGGUUUGAAGUGAGAAUUCUGUGCAAGCAAAGAGCUGUGGAACAAAGCCCUGGGCACCUAGCUUGUUUUGAAAUUACUGGAUAUAAAUUCUAUAUUGAGCUAGAAUGCAUGGAUAUCUUGAAUCUUCCACUGGAAACAGUCUGUUGAUGAAAACUCCCAAUCAUUGCCAGUGAAUCCAAUCAAUGCUGUUGCAUUUCCUCUAUAAUUUGGAUGCAGUUAAGCAUGCUAUCUCCCUUCUCUUCCUAACUAUUCUAAAAUCACAUCCAGACACUUUUAAAUAAACCCAGCAAGACCAUUCCCAGUUUAUUUCCUUUUUAUGUCACAUACUGUUUUAGAUUUCGUUUUCCAGACUUGUCUUAACUAGGCACUUCUAAUUGGGGCAGAAAAAAAAAGGUCCACCUUCCAUUCAAGAGGAAGCAGGGAUCCUCAUUUGUUUCUCCCUUUGUUUUCUCAUAGUGGAUUUGCUUGAUGUUUCUCUGAUUCAGCACAUCUUGUCAAGUGAACAGAGACAGAGGGAAAAGCAGAUUUCUCUGAAAGAGCAGCAGCUCUCUGGAAUGCUGAAGGAACUGUUCCAAAGGGCAAGAUUAGAAAAACCCAGCCAGGUAGAUCCAAGAGCUGCCAAAUUCACAUUGAGCCUACUAAAAGCCAUGUAUGACAGGUGAGAAGAAGCACAAAUAUGAAUCCAUCACAAAGUACUGCUAGAUCAGGUCUGUUUCUACUCUUCUUAUGUCAUUUAUAUGUGAAACUCUCCUUUAUUGAUGGUAUUUUGCUUAAGUUACACAUAGUGAGAAUAGUUCAGGUAUAGGAAGAUGAGGCACAAAGCUUUAACAGAAGAACAGUGGUUAGAUGUUUCCAGACACACCUGGAAAUCCAGAUGUCUUCCUGCCCAUACUAGCUUUCUGUGAGCAGCUUUGUACAAAGAGUAGCUCUUCUUUUGGCUGCUAGGGUAUUUUCUUACACUCCUGAAAAAUAACCCAUAUUUGCCUUUAUAUAUACACAAGUCAAGAAUUUGCCAGUCACUUUUCAUUAUUCAUUUUUCUCCAGCUUAAAACAUUCAUCAGCCAGUUACAAAACACUACCCCUGUUUCAUAACUAAGCUGAUCAGCUUGCUCCUGCAAAUGGCAAAUCUUUUUUUGGGGGGGAAUAAUAAGCAAGCAGCUUCUAGACUGUAAUUUUCUCAUGUAUUGUUUGUGAAUAAUUAAUUAGUUCACUAAAGGCAAAUUUGGUUCAUGACUGUAUCAGAUUUAAAAGAAAAGGUUAAGUUCAUUGUUGAGUUUAUUCACUACAGAUGAAAUUUGUUCCCUCCUGCAUCAGAGUAAAGCUUUUUUACUGGGAGCGUGAGUAUGAUGUAAGUGGUCUGCAGGACUUUAUCUUGAAUUACUAUUAAUUACAUGAUAUUUAAGAUCCCAUGUUAAGAACUUUUUGUACUUAUGAGAGUACAGGCUAAGAAUAAAUGGGUGUAUUUCAAAACAAGCUAGAAUCAUCAAGAGUGCUUUGUAAUUGGUGUGCUGUAAGUACGAACCCAAGGAAAUCAUUUACAAGAAUGUUCUUUGCAGAUCUUGAUCCUUUUUUUCUGUUUUCCUGGUAAAACAGAAAACGUAUCAUUUUCUUCAUGCUAUAAUGUGUUUUUGAACUUUUUUCACAAGUUUUUUGGUGUUUUUUUUUUUUUUUGGCCAUGUAUAUAGGAUAGAAAAAGCAUCUUAUGCUUUUCUUCUAAGUGUGUUUUCUCCGCAGAGUGCUGUUCUCCACUCUUAACAAUGGAAAGUCUUUCAAGUCAAGAGUAUAUGGGAGCUUUUCCAUGUCUGUGUGGUUGUUUACUUAUAUGCUUAUUAAAGUAUGAUAAGGUAUACAAUUGAAAACCUUUAUGAGUUUUGAGAGUAGCUGUCACAGAUACAUUUUUACUAAGUUUCAGCAAUGCCUAGUGAAUAUUCUGUGUGUAUUCGCUUUCUCUCCAGGAAAUGUUUAGUCUUACAUAGCUUUAAUCUUGGAUUUUCUUUUAUGAAAGUUCUGGGAAAACUGAAUGUAUAAUUGAAAAUCUAGAAACUUUCCAAUUAAUAUGUUUUGUCUUCACAUAAAGAAGCUUUUUUCAUUUAGUGCCUAUGUUGCAAACUUGGGUUCUAAAAUAAAGUUUAUUCUUUAUGACUUACAUUAUUUAAUGGUCAAAUGAAGGUCCUUCUCCUGCAUAUAUCCUUGUGAUUAAAUCAAGUUGGAAUGAAAUUAAAGGAAGUCAACCCAAGAGUUGCUCAGGGCAGGUCUGGGGCCACAAUGAAGCUGGCUGAUGAUAUAGUAGAAAAAACACAUUGUAGUCCUACUUUUUCUUUCAUAUUUGGGAAGGCUUUCCACAAGUGAAGAGUAGGAUUUAUUUUUUUUCUUUAAGGAAAGUAAAAGUAUUGUAAAAGUAAAGUAUUGCGAAGUAAGUAUUGUAAAAGUAAAUUUAUAUCUUAAGUGGAAUGUGAGGUCUUUGAAGGAGGUACUGUCUGUUUUAUAAUUGCAUGGUAUUUUGAACAGUUAAUAUUGUAGUCAUGUUCAAUGACAAAGGGUCCUAGACAUAAAGUAUCACAAAAAUGCUACAUCAGUUAUAUGCGUACAAAAGGAUAUGAGAUUUGAAGUUGUCUUCAAAUGUAGCAAUAUUUUUUCUUAAGAGAUUGCAUUUUUCACAUUAUUGGUGAAUAUAGUGUAAUUUAUUUUAUUUUCCUAGAUCUGGAAUGGGUUAUAUCAAAACUAGAUCUGUUGCAGCUGCCUUAAUUGCUCUUUCAAGAGACACUACUUGCUAAAUACAGAGGUGGGAAGUGUACAGUUUUAUAUACUGCCUAAAAUACCAAAUGUUGAGGAAAACCUACACUGAUUUUUUUUAACUUUAAUAGAGAAUAUAGUUCUGCCACGCAAAACUGCGUUGUUGUAGGGCUGAUGUGGAAGGAUACUUUUUCAUUAAUGUUCAUAUUCAUCUUUGCAUAAACAGUCUCAGAAAAAAAGACAUAAUACAGCUUAAGAUUGCAGAGCUCAAAAAUAAAGGCCAACUUCUUUUUGCCUAUCAAAAAUGAACAGAAACACCCUAGUUUUAAGUUUCACUAGAACAGAAAACAUAUUUAUAUAUUAGAUCCUGGAUUUUUUUAGAGUCCUUCUAACACUAGACAAAAAAUGUUUAAAGAGCUAAACAUAACAGAUGAAAGCAGCCCAAUGCAAUGGGCAGCACAAAGAUUUCUGCCUGAGUUAAGUGCUCAAAACAGAGAAUAAAUGGACCACAAGUGGCAUAUUGGUCUCAUAUUCUUCCAUUACACAUUAUGUAUUUCCUUUCAAAUUACUUGGAAUUGACAAUUCAAAAUUUAAACAGGGCAUAUCUUGUGUAAACUUGUUUAAAUGUAUUUCUUAUAGCCAUGGAAAUGAAUUCAGUGUUUCCUUCACCCUUACCAGUCUUAGCUGCCAUGGAUAAGGGAUCUCCAUAAUUUCCUUGCUUUCCUUCUCCUUCCCCUGCCAGUAGGGGAAAGUGUUGUUACAGCAGUCAUUGAGAGCCUGCGUUAGGUAGACAAGGAAAUAACUUUUUUGAGAGGGUUACUUGGUAAUUCACAAUUAUCAUGCAGAUAGCUUGAGAAUGAGUAGCUAGAAGACUCUUCAGGUUCUGCUAGUAUUCUAGUUUCUUUCCUCUGGUAAUUUUCAGCUUUUUUUGAGUUUUAUGCUGUUCCUGAUGGGAAGAAGUCCUGGAUUACCCGUAGUGCCCUGAGAAGCCUGCUAACAGACUUAAAUCAGAUCCCAGCCAUUGUGGGAGAAAGCUGCACUCUGUCUUGUGUGGAAAUUGCUACUCACAGCUGUUUCCAAGGGGUUCUGAAUUCAGCAAUUGUUGAAGAAAAAUUCUUGUCUUGGCUGAGAUCAGAGCCCGCUCUUCUGCUGUGGCUCUCUACAUGUUACAGAUUAUCAGCUUCAGAAAGUUUCUCACCAGGUUAGAUGCAGAGUCUGCAAGAAUUUCCCCAUUAGAGGCCUCAGGUAUCGCUGUUUGAAGUGCCUGAAUUUUGACCUUUGCCAAGUCUGCUUUUUCACAGGCUGUCUCCGCAAACCACAUAAGAGGUCACAUCCUGUUGUGGAACACUGUGUGCAGAUGUCAGCAAAGGCGAGUGCAAAGCACUUUCUCUGCACUGUCAGGAACAACCUGUUUCAAGACCACUGCAGAAGAAAGGAGGCUCAGAGAAGGAGAGCUCUGGAGAUAACAGAGGAGAGACAGUUCCCUGCUCACAAAAAGAUUGUUCCCCUUGCAGAACUCAGUACUUCAUCAUUCCCUGAAAACCUGUCUCUCCCAGUGGACAGACCUGUCCUGGAGUCACCCACACUUGUAUCUAAAAGCAGAACUGUAACACACAAGAAUAACAGUGAGACGCCAGAGCAAGACAAGACAAAAAUACAGGCAAUAGCCUCUUUUGAAGCAGAUAUGUUAAAAAUGCAUGAUUCCCUCAGAAGUAUUCACAAUGAAAGCAGGAACAUGAAGAAGAAAUUCAAUAAAUGGAAGGACAAAGUGCAAUUUCUUCACAGCUGCCAGGAAGACAGAAGCUGCAAAAUAGAGACAACACUCCAAAGCUUGAGAGCAAGCCAUGAAAACUUGCAAAUGGAGCUGCAGCAAAUAAAGCAAGAUAUAAAGACCAUGUUACAGUCAACCACACAUCCUUCUUUUUCACUGCAUCAGAAUAUGAUGCCAAGAAAUCAGCAUGUCCUUCUGGAAAGGAGAAUGCAGGGUGGAUUAAAUCCUGCCGAAAUAAAUCCCAUUUCCAGAACAUGUGCGGACUGGAAAGCUUUGAAUCGCCCCAACUCUGAAAAUAGAAUGCAGCUUUUAGAGACACCUGAGGUUCCUGCUACAAUGAACUUUAUAUUCUCAGAAGACCCAGUGAAGUCAGUGACCCUGCAGUGUGACGGACUUUUGAUUGGACAGCGUAAAAAAGCAAAAGAGAAUCAAACUUAUCUGCCUGAAUUGAUGGAAAACUCCUGCAGUGGCAUUGUGGGGAAUACAGUUCUCACUCCCACUGCAAUACAGAUACCACCUGAUGAAAAGGAAGUCAGUGAGGAAGUGGAACUGCAGCAGCUAGUGAUGAAAUUGAAGGAUGCAUUGUCUCUUCAAGCCCAAUCAGCUCAACAGUCAGCUUUGAAGCAGGAUUUCUUCUCUGCAGCUGAACAUGUUUGCAGAUCCUUCUCUGACCUCAUCAACCAAAUAACUUUGCCAGCUUGGAAGUGACAGAAACUGGCAUUCACCUUACAGCUCCUCUGAACUAUCGAAGGAGUACUGUACUAACACUUCAUUUGAAUGAAAUUGACUUUACUUCAGUACCUCAAUCCAUCCUCCUCUGUACUACAGUUAAAUCUAAG